GAGACAACUGUUCAUUUAGAGUUCAAUCGGAGGGGCUCGGCUUCGAUUUUUGCCGCCAGAGAGUAGAGCCGGGAAGAGUAGCUAGAUGCGGAUGUUCUUCUUCCACUUUUUCCGAGAGAACGGCGUAGCAGCUCGAUUCCUCUUUUUUUAAAGCACCGUCAAUCACUUCUUCCUUAAUCUGAGAAAUCUAACAGCAUCUUUAGAUAUUAAUCGAGCAGUGGAAUGAGAGGCUGAGAGAAUCAGUCCAUUUAUCACCUUCUGAAGCAAUGAAAUGAAACGAGAUUGAGAGACCGACGAAUAUAUCGGUUUCUCCUCACCUUUCUUUCUUUCGCUGCAGAAACCGUCUUUCAAUCCUUUAUUUCCAGACGUUAAACGGAAAACUCCAGUUCGGGGACAACUUCUUACUUCCUGAAGCAGACAAACUAUUCAAUCCUAUCCUCUGUAUCAGGCAAAACCAAACAUCCUACUGUAAUAUGAUAUGAUAAGAGCAUCGAUACAUAGUACAAGGAUACUGCUUUUCAGUUUCCUCUGCCGAGCCCAAAACAACUACUCUUCAUGGAACGUCCAACUGAGAGAGCUAUCCAAGGAAGGUCAUUAUCAGCAAGCAAUCACCUUAUACCGCCAAAUGCUCCGAUCUGGAGAUUCACCUGAUCCCUUUACAUUUCCCUUCGCUCUCAAGUCCUGCGCCUUCCUCUCUUUGUCCACUUUUGGGAUCCAGCUCCAUGGCCAUGUCGUGAGAACAGGUUGUGAGGAUGAGCCCUUUGUGCAGACCGCUUUGAUUUCUAUGUACUGUAGAUGCUUCUUGGUUGACAGUGCACGUCAACUGUUCGAUGAAAGUCCAGCCAUGCGUGAGUCAACUGUUUGUUACAAUGCUCUCAUUUCUGGGUACACCUAUAACUCUCGAUUCCCUGAUGCAGCUGGUCUGUUUCUUAGAAUGAGGGAUUUGGGCGUCCCUGCCAAUUCCGUUUCUUUAUUGGGUUUGGUUUCAGGUUGUGAUAAUCUGCCAUUUGGGUUAUGUGUUCAUGGAUUCUGUGAGAAGUACGGAUUGGUAACUGAUCUUUCUGUUGCGAAUUGUUUUCUUACAAUGUAUGCUCGAUGUGGAUCGAUUGAAUCCGCGAGGAACCUAUUUGAUAACAUGGAAAAGAAGGAAUUGCUUUCCUGGAAUGCAAUGGUAUCUGGUUACGCUCAAAACGGGCUUGCCACGAAUGUUUUAGAUCUCUACCAUGAAAUGGAGUUGCUAAGGAUUAAACCAGAUCCUGUCACAUUUGUUGGUGUUUUAUCAUCUUGUGCUAACCUUGGCGCCAAACAAAUUGGCCUAAAGGUUGAACAUCAAAUUGAAUCAAGCGGUUUCCAAUCAAACAUGUUCCUAAAGAAUGCAUUGAUUAACAUGCACGCUAGAUGUGGCAAUUUGGCAAAAGCUCAAGCCAUUUUCGAUUCAAUGCUUGAUAAGCGUCUAGUGUCAUGGACGUCAAUUAUAGGUGGAUAUGGAAUGCACGGUCAGGGUGAAACUGCUAUAAAACUCUUCGACGAGAUGAUUAGAUCAGGGAUUGAACCCGAUGGAACAGUGUUCGUUUCUGUCUUGUCUGCAUGCAGUCACGUCGGUUUGACUGACAAGGGGUUGGAUUAUCUUGAUAUGAUGCAAACAAAAUUCAAUUUAGAACCAGGUUCGGAGCAUUACUCGUGUGUUGUCGAUCUCUUAGGUCGGGCUGGUCGUCUGGAUGAAUCUGUAAAAUUGAUAAACACCAUGGCUGUGGUGCCAGAUGGUGCAGUUUGGGGAGCAUUGCUAGGUGCUUGUAAGAUACAUAGGAAUGUGGAGUUAGCUGAAUUAGCCUUCGAUCAUGUCAUCAGGCUUGAACCUAAGAACAUCGGUUACUAUGUUUUGAUGUCAAACGUUUAUAAUGAGGCGGGGGAUUUGGAUGGGGUGUUGAGAAUUCGUGUUAUGAUGAGGAAACGAAAUCUGAGGAAAGAUCCCGGGUAUAGCUAUGUUGAGUAUAAGGGGAGAACUCAUUUGUUCUUGGCAGGAGAUAGGAGUCAUCCUCAAAUAGAAGAGAUUGAUGAUAUGAUGAAGAAAUUAGAUGGUUUGGUGAACGAAUUAACAGGUUUGGAAAAGAAUAUGAACGGAGGGAGAAGAGAUGAAGGUUUUGUAGAUGUUCUAGGGGUUCAUAGCGAAAAGUUAGCGAUUGUUUGUGGAUUGAUAAAUAGUAGUAUGGAGACAGAACUUCUUGUGAUAAAGAACUUAAGGAUAUGUGGGGAUUGCCACCUGUUUAUGAAGUUAGUUAGCAAGAUUGUGGGUCGCCAAUUUGUUGUGAGGGAUGCAACUCGUUUCCACCAUUUUGCCGGUGGAGCGUGUUCUUGUAAUGACUAUUGGUGAACCAACAUGUGAACUGCGAAACUUGUUUUCAGAAGAUGAAUCCAGAUUGACCUGACUUGAGGUGAAUUUCAAAUACUUAAAUCUUCAUUUUAAUCUAGAUAGAUUGAAGUUCCACCACUUCUAGUCGAUGUUUCUGAUAUUGUAAUGUUAUAUAAGGGAGGUGAUAAAAGAGGGUUUUAAUUCAUUUAUGAUAUUCCAAUAUUUUGAGAUGUAACACUAUAUUUGUAUUAGUUUUAACUUAUAUUUUUAUGGAUGAUCUUUGUAUUUUCUACUUUCUAAUCAAAAUUGGGGUCUAAGGAGAA
Molecule: messenger RNA, 2673 nt
Organism: Impatiens glandulifera
Lineage: Eukaryota; Viridiplantae; Streptophyta; Magnoliopsida; Ericales; Balsaminaceae
Product: putative pentatricopeptide repeat-containing protein At3g11460, mitochondrial
Exons: 2
Coding region: 479-2371 (630 amino acids)
Biological process (GO): RNA modification
Molecular function (GO): RNA binding; zinc ion binding; protein binding
Source: RefSeq, a predicted model, not a curated record